AUGGUUGCUCCUGGACAGUCACAAGAGCUGUUAAAUCUUAUUGUCGAGCCUGACAGAACCACCAAAUGCAAUGAAGAAUCUGAAUAUCUGUUGGAACUAUUGACUAAAAUUUACAAUGAAUCCACUUCUAAUGUUGUGAAGGACCAUACUCUCUCUUUAAUGGCUGGACUGUCAACAAAAGAAAAUCUGAAGAACAGAAUCCCAGGACUAACAAAGUACCAUAUUGACAAAGUACGGGCAGUUUCACCAGACCAGAUCUUUCAGAGGCUUAUGUCCUAUAGCACAAGGGAAUUGGAACUUGACUCAGGUGAAACAAUUGUGAUUCCAGAUGUCCUACGUACUGCUUGUCACUCUUCAAUUAUUGACAUGUAUGAAAAACAUUGCGAGGAUACUGAUUUCUCACCACUAUCAAGGGCUUCAUUAUUUCAAAUACUGCAUGCUUGCUCUGCUUCUAAGCGUCGCAAUCUCUAUGGCUUGGAUAAUAUUACAGCAGAUGGCCUAGCUGCUUUCAAGUCCUUGAGUAACAUCAUUAAGAAUCUUGAAAACAAAGGCAUUAUCAACAAGGAUACGAAAGCUACAUUGACAAAACUUCUGUCAGAAAGCCAGAAUUAUCUUAAAAGAACCUUCAAGUUCCAUGUCUUAUUGAAUUCUUCUUGUGCUGACCAUUGUAUCAUGUGGCCUUGCAGUGACAGUAAAGAUGCCAAAUUUCAGUCAGUUUGUAACCAUGAUCAUGUAGACAGCUGUCAACAGUGUGAAAAUCUAUCAAUGGUCUCAGAUCAGGUGUGCUCCUUAGAUCUAGAUGAUGAUGAGGCAAUAGAUGUCACAGAAGCAAGAAACAACAUCCAAGCAUGGAAAGCUCACAUUGUUAGAACAAUAAACCAAGAUCGUGGGAGAGUGGACCUCCUAGAUAGCAUGCAGACAUGUCAUGUUCUGUUAGUAAUGGACUGGGCCAUGAAAUUUCUUCCACUUUUGCACCGAGAGAGGCAAUCAGACUGGUUUGGCCAAAAAGGGAUCUCCUGGCAUGUUACAGUUUGCAUCACAAAAGAUGAUAAAGGAUCUUUAAAGCAUAGCACUUGGGUGCACAUUUUUGAAAGUGGCAAACAAGACUGGUUCGCUGUAGCGUCCAUCUUGGAACAUACCCUCUCAUCUGUGGUUCAGCAAUAUCCUUGCGUUAAAGAGGCUUUCCUCAGAUCUGACAACGCUGGAUGUUAUCAUAAUGGAUUUCUUUGGAGUUCGAUUCCUAGUAUAUCUGAGAGAACAGGAAUACAGAUUAAGAGCUACAACUUUAGUGAGGCGCAAUCAGGAAAAUCCUAUUGCGAUGCCAAAAUUGCUCAUCUUAGGAAGAAGAUGAGAAUGCAUGUUGCAGAUGGAAAUGACAUCAAGUUCCCAGUCGACAUGAAGAUGGCCUUAGAUAGUGGAGGAGGAGUUACAGGAUGCCAAGUAGCAGUUGUGGCCGUGGAUUACAGUCAUCAGCAGAUAAUCAGUCACAAAUGGAAGGAUGUACGCUUCAUUACAGAUCUGGAAGUAGAGUCUUGUAAGAUGACCACGCACCAUGCAUAUGACAUUGGAAAUGGAAAUGUUAUUGAGGCAUCCUCAAUGGUCUCCUCACAGCAAAAUUCUACAGGUCUAAAGAUCCUAUCUGAGUUCAGGAAACCAGAGAAGCAAGAAGGACACAUACAAAAUCCAACUAUUAUUAAGGAGCCCCUCCAGUGUUUCCCUUGCUCAGAAGAGGGUUAUGUUCAAAGUUUUUAUACCUUUGAGGAAUACGAGGAACACAUGUACUUUGAAAAGCACACUUAUGAAUUUCAUCAAAAUUCAGAUUUAUCUACAUUUGACAGGGUUAAGCUGAGGUGGGCAGAAAAAUGUAAUUUAGUCUCACAGAGUGAAGAGCAGAUCUCCAUGCCAAUAGCAAUGUGUGACUCUGACAAAAGCCAACAAGGUACUGCUACAAAAGGAUGGGCACUUCAAAAGGAAAAGAAACAAGUGCGAUUUAAGCAGCAUGUGCGAGAUUUCCUCAAAGAGGUAUUCAAGACAGGAGAAGAGAGUGGGAAGAAGGCUAAUCCUUUAGAAGUUGCAUUGCAUAUGAAACAAUAA
This is a messenger RNA of Saccostrea echinata, 2094 nucleotides long. RefSeq lists its product as uncharacterized. The transcript is spliced from 4 exons. Lineage: Eukaryota; Metazoa; Mollusca; Bivalvia; Ostreida; Ostreidae. The coding region runs from base 1 to 2094 and encodes 697 amino acids. The record is from RefSeq and is a predicted model, not a curated record.